AUGGGCACGACGGUAAACACCCGUCGCCGUAAAAAAGUUAAAAAGCUCUUAAAAUACAUAAAACAUCAAUUCACUUUCUACUCCUGCGUUCACUUUUUCUACUCACGAAGAAAAUACAAGAAUUCUCGACCUAAGGUUCGUGUGGGUCUUCCAAAGAAGAACCCUAAAGUUUUGAAACCCGCUUUCACCAUUCCUCCCAAACUGUUACAAUCCCUUGUAGAAGACCCUAAAUGGGAUGAAAAAGGCAGCGUCACACAAAACUACAAUUCCUUCGGCGUCGUCAAUGACCCUAACUCCCUCAUCGAUUCUCUUCGAGCUCCUCCUUCUGUCUCCGAUGACCCCAACGAUUCUGGCAGUGACCUCGAAGAAGACGGACAACCUCAUGAGGUGGCGGAAUCGAGUGGUAUCGUAGCUAUAUGGCUUAUACCUUUGCAUUUCAGUUUUGCGUUUCAGUUUCCUCUUCAGAGGUUUCUACAGUGCCAGCUGAAAACAGGUGUGAUUGCAUGGGUUUCUCUUUUGGGUUUAGUGGUGAAUGUUGUAUUGAGUUGGUUGUUGGUUUAUGUUUGGGAUUUUGGGCUUAUUGGUGCUGCAAUAGCUUUGGAUGUUUCAUGGUGGGUAUUGGUAAUUGGGAUGUUUGGGUACACAGUUUGUGGGGGUUGUCCUUUGACUUGGAAUGGUUUUUCAAUGGAAGCAUUUUCUGGCCUUUGGGAAUUCUUCAAACUGUCAUUAGCUUCAGGGGUGAUGCUUUAUUUAGAGAAUUGGUAUUACAGGAUACUGCUGCUUAUGACAGGUCAGUUGGAAAAUGCAACAGUUGCUGUUGAUGCAUUGUCUGUAUGUAUGACUAUCAAUGGAUUGGAAAUGAUGAUUCCAUUUGCCUUCUUUGCCGGUACCGGGGUGCGAGUGGCGAACGAACUUGGAGCAGGAAAAUGGAAGUCAGCAAAAUUCGCAAUCAUUGUUCUCAAUAGUGUUCAACCUGUUCUAUCAGGUGUAGCUGUUGGUUCGGGAUGGCAACGUCUUUAUAUUAGUCGGUUAGUUGAGAAAUAUGGAGCUGAUUUUCAGAGAAUGAUGAUGGAUAUAAAGCUAAAUCCUAUGCAGCAUUCUGUUGCAACUUUAGAGAAAUUGUAUUACAAACUUCUGGUUGUGAGUUGUGAUGGAAAGUUCGAUGAUGCUUUGCAGAAGUAUAAGUUGGCCAAGGAAAACAUCAAAGAGAUUCCAUCUUUUCAAAGUAGAAAACUUCUUUUGGCAUGCUCACUUAACUUGAUGGCCUGCUACUUGAAGACAAGGCAGUAUGAUGAAUGCAUAAAAGAAGGUUCUGAGGUUUUGGCGUAUGACGCAAAGAACCUUAAGGCUCUUUAUCGAAGAGGCCAGGCAUAUAAGGAACGAGGCCUGCUACAGGAUGUCGUCACUGAUUUGAGCAAUGCACUUGAAGUGUCUCCUGAUGAUGAUAUAAUUGGAGAGCUUUUACGGGACACCAAGGAACAGUUGAUAAAGGAAGGUGGUCAUUGUGCUCCUGGAAGAUUAGUAAUUGAAGAAAUAACUGAAGAAGUUGAGAAUUCUGGCGACUCUUCUAAGAGUUACAAUAUAGCUAACAAUGGAAAUCUAAAAUCAAAUUCAGACAGUAUAGAUACACUGAAGAAAGAUCCAGAAGCCAUCAGAUCAUUCCAAAAUUUUAUUUCCAAAGCUGAUCCUGCCACUCUGGCUUCUUUGAACAUUGGGCAAUCCCAAGACGUGUCUCCAGAUAUGAUUAAAGCGUCCUCGGAUAUGAUCGGCAAGAUGUCACCCGAGGAACUUCAAAAAAUGUUCGACAUGGCGUCUUCAUUUCAAGGGAACAACCCAUUUCUCAGAGGAGGUUCCUCUGAUUCUCCUUUCAACUCUGGAUCAGUUCCUCCCAAUGUGACACCUGAUAUGCUUAAAACAGCAACUGAUAUGAUAAGUAAAAUUCCACCGGAUGACCUUAAGAAGAUGUUUGAAAUGGCAUCCUUAAUGAAAGGGAAAGAAUCUAUUCCAUCAGCAGCAGCUGUAGACAAGAAAGGAAGAAAUUUGUCACAGUCAAACUUCCCAUCCUCAAGCACCACUCGUGCUUUUGGAGAAUCAAGUUCUUCUGACAAUGCAUUUUCAAAUAUUAUAAAUGCUUCAGAGCCAAACUUCCCAUCCUCAAGUACUGAUUUACAAGAACAGAUGAGAAACCAGAUGAAAGAUCCAGCUAUGCGACAACAUAGAAGUGAAAAAGGGGAAUCAUCAAUUAAAGCAUUGGGUCAGAAGAUGUUGAUGGAGAUGAAAAGUCCACUCAGGAUUGAUAAAAGGAAGAUGGAUGCUUUGUUGGUAAAGGUAAAGCUGUUAAAAUCUGGUUAUGUGAAUUGA
Messenger RNA from Vicia faba (fava bean), 2361 nucleotides. NCBI's taxonomy places the organism in Eukaryota, Viridiplantae, Streptophyta, Magnoliopsida, Fabales, Fabaceae. The record is from the annotation of a GenBank genome assembly.